UGCAUAGCGCCGAAACGAAAGGAAGGCAGGAAGAAGGGAAGGUCGAGCCCGGGGACGAGGACCUGACGAGUUUCCUCCUUCGACGAAUCUAACUCGGGAGCGCGCGGGGUUACUCAUCACGCGCGCGCGCGCGCGCGUGUGUGUGUGUGUGCGACUCGUUCGUCAUUGCCAGCGAGAAAAGUAACGUGCCUUCCCUCGCGCGACGAGCUGCGAGCCCUCCGCUUCCAUCGUCGGCGAUCACGACGGGACGAGCACGAUGUGAGGAGCCACGAGGCGCACGAGCACAACCCCGAGCAACCCUCUCGUGCUCUCCCGCAGGUGUAUCCUCGGGAACGCUGAGGUGUGCAUCGGCUCGCUUCUUCCGACCUCGACUUGGAUGACUGAGAAGACCCGAACAUUUCGACGUCGGACACGAGGAUAACGCUUCCAGUUGACCAGAAGACAGUCCUCGUUUGGUAAUCAACGGGGGAUAAGGCGUUCCCAAGGGAGACUACGAUCGUAGAUACCGUCGAUGGCACCUGGACACGACGAGCACGAGGAGUACGUGUGAUUCGCGAUGUGGGUGUCCUCGGCAGUGUGGUGAUCGGUCCAGAAUGUCAGUGAUCGACGGAGCCGACGAAGGGAAAGCACCGCAGCGCGGAUAGCCGUCGACGGCAUCGGUGGCAGCGUUUCGCCGCGAGUGUUGAAGCGUCUUAUCGCGUGCGAGGCUGGCGGCCGCGGUGACGAGAUAUCGACCGCAGCCGUCGAAUUAAUCGCCGAAGGUCGCGAGCACCGCCUCGCUUUUGUCCCUCGCUCGAUCAACGCGAUCCUUCGUUCUCCAGUGGAUGAUCUCGGCGAAGGGCGAGCCAUGAUCGAGCGUGGACCACCAUCGAACUGCGUCUGUCGAUUCGGGGAUCGCACCAAGUCACGAGCUCCCUCGUUGAGCCUCUUCCUCGAUCGUAUCCCGAUCUCUCUCUCGAGUCACCUUUAAUAGCUUAUUGUUAGAUGAAACGAUUCCCAAUUUUCGUCACUCGCGUCCGUCGCAGUUGUCGCAACGGCGCGGCUCACGAGUGAAAGUGAAGCGCGAAACGUCGUUAAUCGUUGAAAAUCGUUAAAAUCGAUUACGUCGAUAAGUUCGUGAACCUCUCGGCGCGAGUACGGAUCGUUGUAUUUAUGAACAAUCGACCGCUGCCGAUAGUUCGUAAUUAGGCUUCAAGUUUUUCCUUUUCCUUUCGACGAUACCCUAGCACUUCCUUAUCCACACGGUCGGGUAGGUCGCACUCGCGCCGGAUCUAAGGACUUCGACCGCUACGCUCCCGCGCUGUUUCGAGGCUGCGCGCGAGGAAACGCGUGGUUGAAUCGAAGCGACCCUCUCCGAACGAGACCCACUGACCUAUCGACUCGACGGGCGGCCACUCGAGGCCGUUCCAGCUACCCCUCUUCUACACCUUUCGCCCUGAUGUUUGUUGUUGUUCUUAGCUCUUUGGCCCGACCUGCGGCUCGGUCGCUCCCACUUUCGAACGCGUUUAAAAAAAAAAUCACUCGCUCCGCUCGCGAGCAUACAAAUGACGCUUCUUCCCUGAAUGUCUCAAAUUGAAGACGUCGACUACGAGAGUGUUCGGCGCGCGGCGAUAUCAAAUGACCCCCUUGAUUCCCCAUCAUCGCUUUCACGUCCUUUUCCAAACUGACGAACCUAGUCGAUUGGAUAAGACGAAAAUGGACAGAGGCAAAUGUUGGCUCGCGUACGGCGAGAAGUCGAUCGGAAGCGGAUGCCUCGAGCUCGAGAUUCUUUCCGACAUCGGCGCAUUGUGUCAACGUAUUGUGAAAGCAAACGGAUAUCAUUAACGGCGAUCUAAAUAAACGUGACGAAGUAGAUCAAUAUUGUUAAUAUAAAGCCACCAGUCAAGCACGCGAAGGACAACAAGAGAUUAAGAAGGGAACAUCGCGCGCGCCUCGUGAAGGAAGCUGUUUUAAAGAGAUCUUCUCUUUAAUGCCGAGAGAGAGACAAUGAUCCCGCCGAGGAGAUGCAAAUAAAUCCCGCAAAUAAUCCGCACAUGAAUAUUUACAUAUAGACGAGAGUAUAAUGGGAUAGAAGCCCGGAGCGGGUACUCGAGUAAUCUCGAAAGUGACUAACUAUUCAAACUGACUGUGUCCGAUUCAUUCAUCUUCAUCUCGUCGCUGGCCUCAACGCAACGCAACAACAACGACGCUGUCUUCGACAGUUAUCGCACGUAGAGAUGCCGUAGCUCGUAUUAAGGUAUUUUUACUGAAAGCAAACGUCCGCGAGAAAAAAUGGCUGAGAGCGCAGCGAGCCCAGGCAACGUGCAUGCGAACAGUCCGCAACAGCAACAGCAACAGCAGCAACAACCGCAACAACCGCAGCAGCAGCAGCAGCAGUCGCCGCAACAGCAGCAACCGCAGCAACAAACGCAACAGCCUCCAGAUAUAAGCAGUUCACAGCUAACAUCUCCGCCGAUCACGGGAACAGCCCAGAUCGAGAUAAUCCCGUGCAAGGUAUGCGGGGACAAGAGCAGCGGCGUGCAUUACGGCGUGAUCACCUGCGAGGGCUGCAAGGGCUUCUUCAGGCGGUCGCAGUCGUCGGUCGUCAACUAUCAAUGUCCGCGGAACAAGAAUUGUGUGGUCGACCGUGUAAACAGAAACCGGUGCCAGUACUGUCGGUUGCAAAAGUGCCUACGCCUCGGCAUGUCAAGAGAUGCCGUUAAAUUUGGGCGCAUGUCGAAGAAACAACGGGAGAAAGUCGAAGAUGAAGUCAGAUUCCACAGGGCGCAAAUGAGGGCGGCUUCGGAGACGGCGCCGGACAGCAGCGUGUUCGAGCAUCAGACGCCGAGCAGUUCGGAUCAACAUCAUCCUUAUAAUGGCGGGUACACGUACAGCGGUAGCGAAUACACGUCGUCAGGCCCCGGCACCGGCGGUUACACGAAUUACAAUCAUCAGGCGAUGACGAAUUACGAGCUUAGCGCCGACUACGUCGACAGCACGACGACCUACGACCCCAGACCGACGCAGACGCAGGUCGCAGACACCGUCGCGCCCGACACACCCUCGACCGUCACCCCGGCCGGGGUGCUCUCCAGCGUGGUCACUACCGGGAAGUCUCUGUCCGCCUCGACGACCGGGAGCGGUGCAGGGGGUGGCGGUACCGGCGGCGGAGGAGGCGGAGGCGGUGGCGGCGGCGGCGGCGGCGGCAGUAGUGGUGGUGGUAGUAACGGUGGCGGUACUGGUAGCGGUAAUGGUAGUGGUAGCGGCGGCGGCGGCGGCGGCGGCGGCGGUGGUGGCGGCAGCGGCGGUGGUUCCACCGUGGCCGCCGGCGGGACUGCCGGGGGUGGCGGUGGCGGUGGCGGCGGCGGCGGCAGCGGCUCCCUGAGCGGCGGCGGAAUCGUCGCCGUGAAGCAGGAGACCACCGUCGAGCUCCCCGGUCUGGGCCACGGCUCGUACACGAUGGUUGACUCGACGACCUUCCUUAGCGGACAGCAACAGAGGGUCAGCAACCCGUCUGAGGAUGACGAAGUGCCGAGUCUGCCCAGUAUGUCCCAUGCGAUGAGAUAUCCGGCACAGAUCAGCGAGCUUCUCUCGAAAACGAUAGCAGACGCGCACGCGAGGACAUGCCUGGUGUCGACGGAACAGAUCCAGGAGUCCUUCCGGAAGCCCACCGACAUCUCCAGAAUGAUCUACUACAAGAACAUGGCGCACGAGCAGCUCUGGCUGGAGUGCGCCCAGAAGCUAACCACCGUCAUCCAGCAGAUCAUCGAGUUCGCCAAAAUGGUCCCUGGAUUCAUGAAGCUCUCGCAGGACGACCAGAUUGUUUUAUUAAAGGCCGGUUCCUUCGAGUUGGCUGUGCUACGAAUGAGCAGGUACCUCGAUCUCCAGCAAAACUGCGUCCUAUACGGCGACGCCUUGCUACCACAGGAGGCGUUUUAUACGACGGAUACGGCGGAAAUGAAGCUUGUUACCUGCGUGUUCGAGGUGGCCAGAAGCAUCGCCGAACUGAAGCUCACCGAAACCGAGUUGGCGCUCUAUAGCGCGGUUGUUCUACUUAACCCUGAGCGACCGGGACUGAAGUGCCUGGGAGACAUCAAUAGGCUGUCGCAGGCGGUGAUCAGAGCGUUGAGGUCGGAACUGGAUCGGAACCAUGUGACGCCGAUCAAGGGUGACGUGACCGUGUGCGACGCGAUCCUCGCGAAGAUAUCGCAGCUACGGGAGAUCUCGUUGCUGCACAUGGACGCGCUGGCGAAGUUCAAGCGGUCGCAGCCGCACCUCGAGUUCCCGGCCCUCCACAAGGAACUCUUCAGCGUCGAUAGCUGAACGAGCGACGCGGCGCGGAACGUCGUCCCGGCGCUGCCGAGCGAACAGGAGCGCGAAUAGCGUCCCGGACCUUGCUCGGUCAAGAUUAUUUCCUUCGUAAUGAACGUAUUGGGCCUUAAAUAAACAUAAAAAAACAUUGUUAUAUAUAAAGUAUACAUAAAAAAAGCAACAUAAAGUAUAU
This is a messenger RNA of Vollenhovia emeryi, 4483 nucleotides long. RefSeq names its product probable nuclear hormone receptor HR3 (gene Hr3). The record is from RefSeq and is a predicted model, not a curated record. Gene Ontology annotation, biological process: regulation of transcription by RNA polymerase II. The transcript has 9 exons. Bases 2272 to 4302 code for a protein of 676 amino acids. NCBI's taxonomy places the organism in Eukaryota, Metazoa, Arthropoda, Insecta, Hymenoptera, Formicidae. Gene Ontology annotation, molecular function: zinc ion binding; nuclear receptor activity; RNA polymerase II cis-regulatory region sequence-specific DNA binding. Gene Ontology annotation, cellular component: nucleus.